Molecule: messenger RNA, 1233 nt
Organism: Colletotrichum chrysophilum
Lineage: Eukaryota; Fungi; Ascomycota; Sordariomycetes; Glomerellales; Glomerellaceae
Exons: 1
Coding region: 1-1233 (410 amino acids)
Biological process (GO): coenzyme A biosynthetic process
Molecular function (GO): dephospho-CoA kinase activity
Source: RefSeq, a predicted model, not a curated record
AUGAGCUCAGAACAGAAUCCGAGUCUCCUGCUCCUGCCAGUCCCACCCCGGCCGCCAUCCCGCGCAUCACUCAAUGCCGCCUACCGGCCCUCAUUACAAGCCGUUUUCUCCAAGAUCAAGCAUCCGGCCCGGUCAGCUACGCUUAUUGUGGCUGUGGUAUGUCCCGUCUUGCGCGGUGCAUCACCGAAAACGAAAUCGUUGUCAUGGGCCGCCGCACAGUCUCUGGUGGCCGGUAUCUACAGCCUCAUUGCUGUCGUUUGUGCCGAGCAGUCCAUUGCCACGGACGUUAAUGGAGGACCGGGCUCUAUCGAUGCGCGAGUUGUUUUGGUCGACCAUGACGCCAGUAGGCGGCUUGCAUCAGAACUUGUGGCCGCCAUCGAGCCCAACAACACGACUGUCGUCGACCUUCCAACCUUCGCAUCUGCUUACCACCCCUGGAGCUACAUAUUUCAUGUGAAUAGCGAGCACGGAUACCGUACGCUGUCAUCAUAUCUCAAAUUUGCCGAAGGGAGACAGACCAUCCUCCAAUCUCAACUAGUUGUUGUUGAGGCUGGUCUUAGCAUGAACGUCGAAGGCGAGGGAGCCGGCAGCACGGAAGCAUCUCCUCUGUACCCAGUGGUCUGCCUAGGCGGCACAUUUGACCAUCUCCAUCCAGGUCACAAGCUGAUGCUCAUGGCUGCAGUUCUCCUGCUCCGGGUUCCCGACAAAGACUCGGCAUCCAGUUGCAAGCUUGUGCUGGGCAUCACGGGCGAUGAAAUGCUCAAGAACAAGAAAUACGGCGAGCUGGUGCAGACGUGGGAUGACCGUGCCAGGUAUACUCUUGACUUCCUGGCCUCUCUUCUCGAGCUGGACAAGAGCGGUUGGAAAAAGAGGUCUGGUCCGGUACCGACAGUGGAAACUGCGCCUGGCCAUCUCGAGGCGAAGUUCCGCAACGGCACUAUUGUCGUCGAAUGCGUUGAAUUUCAGGAUGUCUAUGGCCCCACGAUCUCCAUGGCGGAGAUUGAAGCACUCGUGGUCUCUGGAGAGACGCGCUCGGGCGGCAAGGCAGUCAACGACAAGCGGGUUAGUCUCGGGAUGAAGCCAUUGGAAACAUACGAAGUCGACGUGCUCGACGCGCGGGAUCUUGGCGACGAGACAGCCAAAACGGACGACUUUACCAAUAAGAUCAGCAGUACGGCUAUUCGACAACAGAAGGCAGAGGCAGCGGCAGCGGCAGCAAAGUCAAGCUUGUGA